Messenger RNA from Frieseomelitta varia, 4921 nucleotides. RefSeq names its product zinc finger protein 423 (gene L). Lineage: Eukaryota; Metazoa; Arthropoda; Insecta; Hymenoptera; Apidae. Bases 1040 to 4903 code for a protein of 1287 amino acids. The record is from RefSeq and is a predicted model, not a curated record. Gene Ontology annotation, molecular function: DNA-binding transcription factor activity, RNA polymerase II-specific; RNA polymerase II transcription regulatory region sequence-specific DNA binding. Gene Ontology annotation, biological process: regulation of transcription by RNA polymerase II. Gene Ontology annotation, cellular component: nucleus. The transcript is spliced from 8 exons.
ACCGUGGGUUCCCGGUUAGUGCGCGUUUAUACACUCAACCGUGUUCCUCGAGUGACUGGUCGCGCGAGACUCAGCCGAUCGCCAGUCCUUCCGAUCAAACCAUCGAGACCGGAUCGAUUUCUUCUUCCAGUUCAAGGAUCCUCUUUCGUUUGUUCCGAAUAUUUCAUACACUUGACAACUUUUAUCUGGUUCUCUUCUUCGUAAGUUUUCACCUUACUCGAAUUUUACAAACUCUUGAGAACUUUGGUACAAAUGCCUUUAGACGAUUCUUGACUAAUUUUUAAACAACUUUGGGGAAUUCAGAGAAGGUUGGACCAGUGUGGUGGCGAUUAUGUGAAUUAAAGACUGACUAUUGUUCAACACUGACUUUCGCGUUAAUUGUUACUACAUUGCGAUUUUGGUUCCGUUGAUUUCUCUAUUGUAAUUAAUUGAUACAAAAUGAAAUACACGCGAAAACUAAAGGCAGAGAGACAAUUGUAAAAUUCCUUGAAUUUCAAGAAAAAAAUCAGAAGACUUUGGAAAAAUUCGAAAGAAAUAGUUGAAGUGUAGAGAGAAUUUAAUGUGAGGAUUUUGGUGUCAAGGAUCAAUCGAUAUUUUUAAGUUACAUAUUUAAAUAUCGAUUAUGAUUGACUUUGAUUUAUUUGUGAUUUGAUAAUUAAUUUGACAUUGAAAACUCAGAAUUUUCUGAAGUUUCUAGAAGAUUUUAGAAAAAUUAAAUAGGGAGAGCUAAAAUAGAGUGUGGUGUGUAAAUUUAGUGCGAUCGAGAAUUAAUCAGUGUUUUUAAAUCUUUGAGAAUUAGUCGAUUUACUUUUUAACCAAUUUGAAAUAGAACACUCAAUCUAGAAAAUAGGAAAGUACGAUUUGUUGUUCUUGGACUAUUGAUUGGUGAUUUUGAAACUUGUUCGUUCUCCCGUUAUAAAUUGAAAGAAAAUUAAUGGCAAUUAAGAAAACUGUUUGACGAACUGAUUGAUAUUAAAGUGAUGGUGAAUAGGGAUGAACUCCGGUACACAAAGGGUGGCUGUAUAGAAGAAAGAUCAGAAUGUUGUUUAAGGGGAACAGUUCGAGGUUGGAGCUAUUGAUAGGGAGAAUCCAGGCCCACAAACCUUCUCAGGAAGAACAACAUAAAUCCAAAGAAGCUUUGGGGACCGGAAGUUCAUCGUGGCAGAGCGAAGAUGGUGGUCCAAACUCACGACGCGGUGGUGAGACGCCCUCUUCUUGCGCAACGCCGACGUCAGCCAGCUUCCCGUCGGAGCCUGAAGUGGAUGCUGACGUCGGCGUUAAUGCCGACGGAACCAACGCUACCGCACCUUAUCCUUGUCAAUUCUGCGACCGAACGUUUCCGCGACUUAGCUACCUGAAAAAACACGAACAGAAUCACGGAGAUCAAAUGCCAUAUAGAUGCAGUUGGUGUGCCAGAUUAUUCAAACACAAACGCAGUAGAGAUCGACACGUGAAGCUUCAUACAGGAGACCGAAGAUAUCGAUGCACGCACUGCGAAGCUGCUUUCUCCAGAAGUGACCACUUGAAGAUUCAUAUGAAGACCCAUGACACUCAAAAGCCGUAUCAGUGCACAACCUGUUCUAGAGGCUACAACACAGCAGCUGCCCUAACAUCCCACAUGCAAUCUCACAAGAAACAUCAUCAAUCUCAAACAUCCAAACUUCAGGACGUCGACUAUGGUAGAAGAAGUGUAUCCUCUCAUAGUACAUCAUCGCCGCCAAUACCAAGCUCUCCAUCGCCAUCUCUAAAUAUAGUCUUGAAUUCAAAAACUUGUAUGAAAAGUACUCAAGGAAGUGCUUCGACAACUCCGAUUCUGAGCUCUCCACUGAAGUUAGCUUGCAUGUAUUGUACCAGAGAUACCUUCAGUUGUAUGCAACAACUCCAGAUGCACGUGCACACGAUGCACCAAGCUAUCUUAAGUGGAGAAACUGUUGCAGUAUCUCCAUCAACUAACAGAAUCAAUGAACAAAUAAGUUAUCAGAAUGAAAAGACUUUCGACAGAAAGCCAGAAGGAUCAUCUAAAGAACACAAAAGGAAAUAUCAAGAUGAUUCAGAAAAAUCUAUAGAAAAAGAUCACUAUGAAAACGCAUUUACAUGUAGUCAGUGUACUAUGAAGUUCUCUACGUUAGGCUCAUUGAGGGAUCAUUUGGUUUCGAUUCAUAGAACCGAUGGUUUUGGCUCUGCUUUGAUGAUGUGUCCUCUUUGUGGCAUUCCUUGUACUUCUGCAGCGACUUAUGCAGAACACUAUGUUCUCCAACAUUGUGAAAAUCGAAGAACAGGUCUCCUAGAAAUUAGAGACUAUACAGAUUCUAAGAUGAAUGGAAAUUAUGACACUAAAAGUAACAGGAGUCAGAAAUGUAGGGAGCAAACGUCUUCUGAGCCAGCUGAUUUGACCAACAAGCAUUCUACCAGUACAGAAAGUAAUUAUACAGCUGGUACAUUGUUAUGUGGACAGUGUGGAGCUGCUUUAAAGGACUUCGAAUCAUUCAGGGAACACUUAGCUAGACAUCUUCAAGCUGAUCAUAGAAAUGAUGUUAGACACCCUUGUUUAAAGUGUGAAGCCACUUUUCAAGAUAGGGAAGACAUGUUGGUACAUUUAACGAAACAUUAUUUGGGCCAGAUUAGUAAAGAAUAUGCUUGUGGUGCAUGUAAGAAACUUUAUCCUCAUCCUGAUCUUCUUCAGAGGCAUUUACUCGACAGUCAUGCUCAUCAUCUCUAUCGAUGCGCCUUGUGCAGAGAUACAUUUGAUUCUAGAGUAGCGAUACAGGUUCAUUUUGCUGUGAAACACAGUCAAGAAUGCAGAAUCUAUAGAUGCAAUGCUUGCACAGUGUCUAAUAAUGAAAAUUCACCGGGAAAUGCGCCAGAAGAAGGAAAAAGCUUCUUCCGAAGUGAGUCUGAAAUGGCAAACCAUGUAAGAAAUGUCCACGCACCUCCAACGAUGUCAAAUAAUAGUCCUGUGGCCAGGAGUCCUGCUUCCACUCCAGGAAUAACUGGGAAUUCCGGACCAAGAUGCGUCUUCUGUGGAAUCUGUUGUAGUUCCGAGCUGGAACUACAACUCCAUUUAGCCAGCCAUUCUGCUAACUUAUAUAGAUGUCCUGUUUGUAGAGAAGGAUUUGCCGUGGAAUUUUUAUUAGAUAGACAUAUUACUCAAGCACAUCACUCUAGUGAUCAUCAGGAUGUCAUGAGAAGUAAUUCUAGAGAGAAUGGAAGAAUUGGUAGACUACCAAGAUUACAGGAAGAGGCUAAAUCCCAAAAAAGAGGUCGCUCUCCAGCUUCCAGCAACAACAAUUCUCUGAAUCAACGUGACAACAACAAUAAACGUCCAAAUUACACCAAUGCAUCCUCUCAACAAUGCGAUCUCUGCGAAAGAGGAGAGUUUUCCAACGAAGCAGAACUUCAAGCUCACAAAAAAUUGGUUCACACUCCGACCAAGUUUCAAAAUAAGUCUAUAUCAAGUCUUAGCAUGACUUGUGCAUACUGUGGAGAAGUAUGUCGUUCUAGAACUGACCUAGAAUCUCAUACAAGGAUCCAACAUGCAUCAAGUGAACCUGGAGGACGCCACAAGUGUAAUAUUUGUGACGAAGUGUGUCCAUCAGGAGCAACACUUGCAGAACAUAAACUUCAGAAACAUUGUAAGAUUCAAUUAAGUGACACAUGUAUCGUUUGUCGAGGAAACCUAUCUUCAGAAUCACAGUUUCUAGAACAUGUGCAAAGACACAGUCUGGAGAAUGUGGAUCCUCAGCAGAGAUUAGAUGGUUCUCUUCCUCAUCUUCCUGCAGCUUGUGUAGUUUGUAGACAGACAUUGAUCAGUGAUUUGGAAUGUCGUCUCCAUGCCAGACACCACUUAAGAACUUCUGGUUCUCACAGCGUGGCAUCCAGCCCCAGUCCCAAUCAAAAGAAUCAGAGUCCAAGUUGUUGUCUUUGUUUAAGAGAUUAUUCAGCUGAUGACUUUGUUAAUUUACCUCCAAGUAAUAUAAGUGGAGGAGGACAGUCUUUAAGAGUUUGCAAAUCUUGUUACAUUCGACACUCUCAGGGUCUACCUAUUUUGAAUUCACCUUACGAGCCUAUUAAAUGUGAUGCUUCUUGGACAUCCAGUAAUAAAGAUGGGCAAUGGGAUAAAUCAAAGGAUAAAUGGGAAACCGAGAAUAAAGAAGAUAAAAAUGAGGGGAAUGAUAGAAAGAAGUGUCAAGAUUGUGGGGUGAAAUUUGAGGAUUCUGACAAGGUGGAGAAACAUAGGAUAGUCGAACAUGAAAAAGUUAUAAGUGGAGUUAUGUUAAACACAUACACAUGUAUACAGUGUCAGAUGUCGUUCCCAACAGAGGCAAAGAUUCAGCAACAUGUAAGAAAAGAACAUCUAGAAACAUCGGGAAGGACUUCCAUAGAAACAUUACGAUGUCAUCUGUGUCUUUUUGAAGCUAGCAGUCCAUUAGAAUUGCAGAGUCAUUUGAUAGAGCAUACUUUCGCAGGAUGUGCCGCUCUCAGCUGUUACAUUUGUCAAUCUCUCUUCACCGCACCUACUGGUCUUCAGAAUCAUAUGCUUCAAGAACACGGUCUGGGUGCUCGUCCCUACGAUUGUUCCCAAUGUACACUCAAGUUCUUCUUCAGAGCAGAACUAGAUCAUCAUAUGUUAACAUUUCAUCGACCGGGAGACGUGCCACCACCCAGUAAAAAUACACAGAAUACCAUCGAAAUAAAAAAAAAAGAUACCGAAGAAAGAAAUUGCAAUGAAGGAGUGACUGUAAAAGAGGAAAUGGUUCCAGGAACAACUGAAGAAGAAGAAGAAAUCAACGUGGAUGAACAAAUAGAAGAGGAUGGUCAAAAAGCAGAUCAACAAUCAGAAAUCGAGACAAAAUUAAAAACUGAGCUCGAGGAAGAAUUUAUUCCUGAAAAAAUGGAAUCGUGAUCGUUUCUUAUUGAUCAA